AUGCUUCAUCAACAACAUUCUCGUUUAUCAAAUAGUGAUGAUGAUUCAGGUUGUGCUUUGGAAGAAUAUGUUUGGUGUCCACCUGGUCUUAAAGCAGAACAAGUUCGACAAUUUUUCAAAUGUUUCCCUGAAGAUAAAGUUCCAUUUCCUAAUUC
This is a messenger RNA of Adineta steineri, 155 nucleotides long. NCBI's taxonomy places the organism in Eukaryota, Metazoa, Rotifera, Eurotatoria, Adinetida, Adinetidae. The record is from the annotation of a GenBank genome assembly.